AAUCGCAAUAUUUUUCAAAUUUUUUUUUCGCCCGUAUAUCAGCCGGUUUCUUAUCAAGAGAUCGUCGAUUUAAGAACCCACUACAUUUUGGAAUCAUUUGGGGGUACACGUGGAAUUUCUUAAUUUGACAACCUGCUCAUUAUUGCGCGGCCUUGUCGAUGUCAACUUCAUUGAAUGUGGCAGAUGAAUUCAUGAGAAGAGUUUAACUGGAAUAAGAUCAAGAGCUUUGAAUUUAAUUAAAUUUGCUGAAAGUGGUGAAUAGAUGGUCCUUUAAAAUCUGAUAGGAUUGAUUAAAGCGGACAUUUUUGUGGCGGUUUCAAAAUGGAGAGAGAACAUUACUUGGUUUUGUAUAUUUUGUUUAUUCAAACUUUCUGUUCCGCCAGCGAUUCGCUGAAAGUUGGGGACGUUCGGGUCAACGAGGGACCUUGCAUGGAUAAGGACAAAUCUUACGCCUUGCCAAGGCUCAAUCCGGUCAAGAUGGGAUAUGUCCAAGAUAUUGACUUAGGCGGUGAAAAAAAGCACUCCAUGAUAACAAGAGCUCUUCAACCACCAAUCUUUGAAAUCCCAGAUUUUCUGACAGAAGAAGAAUGUGACUUCAUCAUGAAUCGAGCAGUGGAGCAAGGCAUGCAGAACAGUGUGGCUAGAGGUGGUCUCACACCAAAACUGCAGCCCAUUCUCCCUGACAAUGUGACUGGAGUGUUGAAACCAAGCGAGCUUGGUGGUCGAUUUGAUCAUUGGGAUCGUAAUAAAAAUGGUGUUAUUAGUAUUUUAGAGAUAAUAAAAUUUGCCAGGAAGAAACAUCUUCUGUUCCUCAACAAAGAAGAUAUUUCAUACAUGAUUGAAAACCUGAACAUCACACAGGCAGAAGAUGGAAAAAUAACAAGAGACGAGUUUCCUUCAACCAACAUCCUCGGCAUGGAUGGUUACUUUUAUAAACUUCACAGACUUCAUCCAAAACAUAGAGACAGAUACAGCGAGCAGACUUGGGUGAGAUUCGGACGUGAUAAAACGAUGACGAGGAUUUUGAAGAGGAUUACGAAACUGACUAAGUUACCAAGUUUCUUGGUGCACGGUGGUGAAGAGAUGCAGGUCGUCCGUUACCAACCGUUCGGUCACUAUCAUGCCCAUUUUGACAGCGAGACUCACACAAGACAGAAUAUGCCAUGCUGUCAUCAGGCCUUGCCCGAGCGAAGAUGUAAACUUUGCAGAUAUGUCACCGUUUUGUAUUAUUUAAAUGACGAGUACAAAGGAGGGGAAACGGCCUUCCCACUUGCUGACAAUACCACUUUAGAUUUGUCGAAGGCAAAAGCUCGCGAAGACAAGGAUAUGUUCAACCUGAACGAAUAUUGUCACACCGCCAAUCUGAUCGUGAAACCUAAAAAACGUGGAACAGCAGUGAUGUGGUAUAACCAUAGAGUCGAUUAUAAAAAUGGCGGAUGGUUAGGAGAGUUGGACGGCUACAGUCUGCAUGGUGGAUGUUUGGUGACCGAAGGGGAAAAAUGGAUUGCAAAUAAUUGGUUAACAGCUCCCUACCAUCAUGAUGUCGAUACCCCGAGUAUAUUUUUAAAUAGAUUUGAAGGUUAUGGAACGUUUUGAUUGAUAAAUAAAUAUGAUUUUAAAUGGCCAGCCGAAAACGACAACAGACAACGUACUUACAAGUAGGCAGUUUGGAUCUGGUCUAACGUGCAUUGCGUUUGGGACAGAAAAUGAACCGUUUCCGGUAUUGCUGACAGCAAAUUUUUUUAGGCAAAUGUGGUUUUUAAAUAAAUUAUUUU
Dendronephthya gigantea is the source of this 1775-nucleotide messenger RNA. Its product is annotated as transmembrane prolyl 4-hydroxylase-like. Lineage: Eukaryota; Metazoa; Cnidaria; Anthozoa; Malacalcyonacea; Nephtheidae. Gene Ontology annotation, cellular component: endoplasmic reticulum. Bases 322 to 1596 code for a protein of 424 amino acids. The transcript has 11 exons. Gene Ontology annotation, biological process: peptidyl-proline hydroxylation to 4-hydroxy-L-proline. The record is from RefSeq and is a predicted model, not a curated record. Gene Ontology annotation, molecular function: iron ion binding; procollagen-proline 4-dioxygenase activity; L-ascorbic acid binding.